AUGUCAUUAGAAAUCGAAUCUGCUGAUGUUAUUCGUCUCAUCCAACAAUAUUUGAAAGAAAACAAUCUGUUACGAACUUUAGGUCAAUUACAAGAAGAAAGUGGGAUUUCCUUGAAUACAGUUGAUUCGAUCGAAAGUUUUAGUACUGAAAUUAACAAUGGUCAUUGGGAUACUGUUUUACAAACAAUUCAAUCAUUGAAAUUACCUGAUAAUAAACUCAUUGAUCUCUAUGAACAAAUAGUUAUUGAAUUAAUUGAAUUACGUGAAUUAGGAGCUGCACGUACUUUAUUACGUCAGACAGAUCCAAUGAUAAUACUGAAGCAGCAGCAGCCAGAUCGUUAUGUUCAUUUGGAAGAUUUACUUACUCGGUCAUAUUUCGAUCCGAGAGAAGCUUAUGCAGAAGGACAAAAUAAAGAAAAACGUCGUCAAGCUAUAGCUGCUGCUCUUGCUGGCGAAGUCAGCGUUGUACCAGCUUCACGUCUAUUGGCCCUACUAGGACAAGCACUUAAGUGGCAACAACACCAAGGGCUUUUACCACCAGGUACUUCUAUCGAUUUGUUUCGUGGUAAAGCUCAAGUACGUGAACAAGAAGAAGAAAAAUAUCCUAGCCAAUUAAAUCGUGUGAUGAAAUUCGGUGCAAAAUCACAUGUAGAAUGUGCGCGUUUUUCACCUGAUGGUCAAUAUUUAGUCACCGGUUCGAUUGAUGGCAUCAUCGAAGUAUGGAACUUUACAACAGGAAAAAUUCGCAAAGAUUUAAAAUACCAAGCGCAAGAACAAUUCAUGGUGAUGGAUGGUGCUGUGCUAGCUUUAUGUUUUAGUCGAGAUUCUGAAAUGUUAGCAUCUGGAAACCAAGAUGGACAAAUCAAAGUUUGGAAAGUUUUAACUGGUCAAUGUCUACGAAAAUUCGAUAAAGCACAUUUGAAAGGAGUAACAAGUUUAACAUUUUCAAAAGAUAAUACGCAAUUAUUGAGUACGUCAUUCGAUCAAUUUAUUCGAAUUCAUGGAUUAAAAUCUGGUAAAACAAUAAAAGAAUUUCGGGGACAUGCUUCAUUUGUUAACAAUGCGAUCUUUACAAUGGAUAACCAUCAUAUUAUAAGUGCAAGUUCCGAUGGUUCGGUGAAAUUAUGGAGUAUGAAAAGCGCGGAAUGUACUGCCACGUUCAAAUCAUUUAGCAGUACAGACAUAACUGUGAAUAGUGUGCAUUUAUUAGCUAAAAAUGCUGAACAAUUUGUUGUCUGUAAUCGAAGCAAUACGGUGGUGAUUAUGAAUAUGCAAGGACAGAUUGUCCGAAGUUUCACGAAUGGUAAGAAAGAAAACGGUGAUUUUAUAUCCUGUUGCGUAUCGCCACGUGGUGAAUGGAUUUAUUGUUGUGGUGAAGAUAUGAUGCUCUAUUGUUUUAAUGUGCAAUCGGGUAAACUUGAAAAAGUUUUAUCGGUUCAUGAAAAAGAUGUGAUUGGUCUAUGUCAUCAUCCACAUCAAAAUCUGAUUGCAACAUAUGCAGAAGAUGGAGCACUGAAGUUAUGGAAAUCUUAG
This is a messenger RNA of Adineta ricciae, 1533 nucleotides long. The record is from the annotation of a GenBank genome assembly. Lineage: Eukaryota; Metazoa; Rotifera; Eurotatoria; Adinetida; Adinetidae.